Molecule: messenger RNA, 3180 nt
Organism: Diaporthe amygdali
Lineage: Eukaryota; Fungi; Ascomycota; Sordariomycetes; Diaporthales; Diaporthaceae
Product: mitotic control protein dis3
Exons: 3
Coding region: 1-3180 (1059 amino acids)
Biological process (GO): rRNA catabolic process
Cellular component (GO): nuclear exosome (RNase complex); cytoplasmic exosome (RNase complex)
Molecular function (GO): endonuclease activity; RNA binding; 3'-5'-RNA exonuclease activity
Source: RefSeq, a predicted model, not a curated record
AUGCCUCAUGGACCUCCUUCGGUUGCUGUGGGCUUGGACGAAGGAGGACAAUUGGGGCGCGAGAGUAUCGAAGAAGGAAGCUUACUAACUUUCUGGACGUCGCCUGUCACUCGUGCUGAGAACAAGGACAUCCCAUCCCAAGCACUGAUCGUCCAAGCACCAGCAGCCGAUGAGAGCAGCAAACGGACUGCAUCAAAUGCUCGGACAGCGGACACUGCCAAGAUGACCAGUCUCAAGAGAAGCCUGGGCUCUGACCCAUUGGCUUCAAGCAUAGCCAGCAAGGUCUACAUACGCUCUACCAAGGCGGGCAAGCUGCAGAAGAUCGUCAAAGAAGUGUACCUGCGGCAAGACAUCCCCUGUUCUUCCAACCUGUGUUCGAGCUGCCUCAAGACAGCACCUCGAGAUGCAUCAGGGAAAGUCGCGCCCUUCGUGCUCUCUAAGGAGCCUGCCGGCACAAAGGCCUUCCCCAAGGGUCAUUACAUCGUGCCCGACACCAAUGCGUUCCUCAACGCCAUGGACCUCUUCGAGCAGGGCUCGGCGUUCUACGACGUCAUUGUGCUCCAGAUUGUGCUGGAGGAGCUGCGCAACCGCUCCCUCCCCUUGUACAACCGCCUCAUCGGCCUCACCAAGAGCGAUGAGAAGCGCUUCUACGUCUUCUUCAACGAGUUUCGCCUGGAGACCUAUGUGACCCGCGACCCUGGCGAGACUGUCAACGACCGCAAUGACCGCGCUGUAAGGAAGGCCGUCGCGUGGUACGGCGAGCAUCUGGCCAAGACCAAGGCCAAGAAGGUACCCACCGUCGUCAUGCUCAGCAACGACCGCGACAACCUGCGGAAAGCCAAGGCCGAGGGCAUAGCGGCGUGUACCCUAGGGGAGUACGUCAAAGGCCUCGAGAAUGCGGACGAGCUCAUGGAUAUGAUUCCCGAGUCGCAGGUCGAGAUCGAUAAGCAACGGGGCCCGGGCGGACACAUCUACCCAGAAUAUUACUCGAUGUCCAAGAUGAUGACGGGGGUCAAGAAUGGACUACUCCACCAGGGCGUAUUCAACAUGUCGCCUUACAAUUAUCUGGAGGCGUCAGUCCGAGUACCGGCUUUUCCUAAGGCAUUGAUUGUCAUGGGAAGAGAGAGCAUCAACCGAGCGGUCGACGGCGAUGUUGUGGUUGUGGAGGUCCUGCCCAAAGAUCAGUGGAAGGAGCCAUCUACACAGAUUAUUGAAGAAGAAGCCUUAACGAAGAACGAAAACGCCGACGGUGAUGAGGGACAGGAACUCGUCUCAGAGAAGGAGAAGAAGGCUCUCCAGGAUGAAGUGAAGAGAACCCAGGGCAAGACAGGAGAAGGUCACGCUCAGCCGACGGCGAAGGUUGUGGGCGUGAUCAAGCGGAAUUGGCGUCAAUACGUCGGACACAUCGACCAAUCUACGGUCAGCCAAUCUUCUACGCAAGGCAGAAGGCAGGAUACGGUGUUCCUCGUGCCUAUGGACAAGAAGAUCCCCAAGAUUCGGCUUCGUACACGACAAGUGGCCGACCUGCUUGGAAAGAGGAUACUGGUCACCAUGGACGCGUGGGACAGGGACUCAAGAAACCCUGUAGGGCAUCUUGUACGGACUCUAGGUGAGAUGGAGACCAAAGCUGCCGAGACCGAGGCUUUGCUUCUCGAGUACGACGUGCAAUACCGGCCAUUUCCAAAGACAGUAUUGGAUUGCUUGCCGAAAGAAGGACAUGACUGGAAGGUCCCGGCUAGCACGGAUGACCCAGGAUGGAGAGAUAGAGAGGAUCUCCGAGGGCUCCUCAUCUGCAGUAUCGAUCCUAUCGGCUGUCAAGACAUCGACGAUGCGCUGCACGCAAAACAGUUACCAAACGGCAAUUUCGAAGUUGGAGUGCAUAUCGCCGAUGUAUCACAUUUUGUGAAGCCAAACAACGCAAUGGAUACGGAGGCCAGCAUUCGCGGUACGACAGUAUACCUGGUCGACAAGCGUAUUGACAUGCUUCCCAUGCUUCUUGGUACAGAUCUGUGCUCUCUCAAGCCCUACGUGGAGCGAUAUGCCUUCUCGGUCUUGUGGGAGAUGAACUCUGACGCUGAUAUUGUCAAUGUGCGCUUCACGAAGUCAGUCAUCAAAUCUCGAGAAGCUUUCAGCUACGAGGAAGCCCAGCUCAGGAUCGACGACGUGUCUCAACAGGAUGAUCUCACCAAGGGCAUACGGACACUACUCAUGCUGUCCAAGAAGUUGAAGCAGAAGCGCAUGGACGCGGGCGCGCUAAGCCUGUCUUCGCCCGAGGUCAAGGUGCAGAUGGAGUCAGAGACGUCGGAUCCCAUCGACGUCAAGACGAAACAACUUCUCGAUACCAACUCCCUCGUCGAGGAAUUCAUGCUUCUCGCCAACAUCAGCGUUGCAGGCAAGAUUUACGAGGCUUUCCCCCAGACCGCCAUCCUCCGACGCCACGGUGCCCCGCCUAAGACCAACUUCGACGAGCUCGCCAACCAGCUCAAGGUCAAGAGGGGCCUGGAGCUGCACGUUGAUUCGUCUCGUGCCCUAGCUGACAGUCUGGAUGCGUGCGUCGACCCCAACGAACCCUUCUUCAACACUCUGGUCCGUGUCAUGGCCACCCGAUGCAUGAUGAGCGCCGAGUACUUCUGCUCGGGCACGCAAUCGUACCCCGAGUUCCGUCACUACGGCCUCGCCUCCGAGAUCUACACACAUUUCACGUCGCCGAUCCGGCGGUACGCAGACCUGGUCGCGCACAGGCAGCUGGCGGCCGCGAUCGAGUACGAGCCCGUGGCGCCCUCGGUACGCAGCAGGGGCAGGCUCGAGGCGGUGUGCAAGAACAUCAACGUGCGGCACCGCAACGCGCAGCUGGCCGGCCGCGCCUCCAUCGCCUACUACGUGGGGCAGGCCGUCCGCGGCAGGGUCACGGAGGAGGACGGCUUCGUGAUGAAGGUCUUCAGCAACGGCUUCGUGGUCCUGGUGCCCCGCUUCGGCAUCGAGAGCGUCAUCCGCCUGCGGGACCUCGCCGAGCCCGAGCCCCAAGCCACGUACGACGCCGAGAACUACGUCCUUAAGACGUCUGGCAGCAGGGAGGUCAGCGUGGAAUUGUUCCAGAAGGUCAGGGUCAGGAUCAGCGACCAGAAGGAGCAGUCAACGGGCAAGCGGACUGCUAAGAUGGAGUUAGUCUCGGCAUUGUAG